GCGAUGCCUUUGUCCAGUAAGGCUCGUGUGUAUGCCGAUAUAAAUCUCAACCGUCCACGUGAAUAUUGGGAUUAUGAAAACUAUGAGGUGAAGUGGGGGGAUCAAGAUGAUUACCAAAUUGUGCGCAAACUUGGAAGAGGAAAAUACAGUGAAGUUUUUGAAGGGGUCAAUAUCACCGCAAACGAGAAAUGUGUUAUCAAGGUCCUCAAACCGGUAAAGAAGAAAAAAAUCAAACGCGAAAUUAAAAUACUGGAGAAUCUUCGUGGCGUUACCAAUAUUGUAGCUCUUGAAGCAGUUGUGAAAGACCCAGUGUCUCGCACGCCCGCUCUGAUAUUUGAACACGUGGAGAACAAAGACUUUAAGGAGUUGUAUCAUACACUGACUGAUUACGACAUCCGAUUUUAUAUAUUCGAAUUACUGCGUGCGCUGGAUGCUUGUCACAGUAUGGGCAUUAUGCACCGUGACGUCAAGCCACACAACGUGAUGAUAAAUCAUUCACAGCGUCAACUCCGGCUUAUCGAUUGGGGUUUGGCGGAAUUCUACCAUCCCGGUCAGGAGUAUAACGUUCGGGUUGCUUCACGAUAUUUUAAAGGACCAGAGCUGCUAGUGGAUUAUCAGAUGUACGAUUAUUCACUGGAUUUGUGGUCUCUCGGUUGCGUAUUCGCCAGCAUGAUUUUUCGAAAAGAACCAUUUUUUCAUGGUCAUGAUAAUUAUGACCAAUUGGUGCGCAUUGCAAAAGUCCUCGGCACAGAUGAUUUGUUUCAAUACCUCAUGAAAUACGAAAUCACCCUGGACUCUAGAUUCAAUGAAAUACUGGGUCGACAUACGAAAAAAAGAUGGGAUCGCUUUGUUCACGCAGAGAAUCAGCACCUGGUUAGUCCUGAAGCUCUGGAUUUCCUUGACAAGCUGUUGCGUUAUGAUCACGCUGAGCGGCUGACGGCACGAGAAGCAAUGGAGCACCCCUAUUUCUAUGGUAUUGUCAAAGAACACGGUGGACGUAUCCCUGUCUCGAACACCGCCCAAUCAAGUGCUAAUGUAACUAGGAAACCAAAUAAUACAGUCGUGAGUGGAACGGCGCCAUCUCCUUCGGAGCAAGCGUGAUUUGCCGGCCACGACUAGCAAAAGGACUCGCGUGGUGGCUCAGCUUGUUCUCGUCUAUUCUCUUUCCAUUCAGAUGGACCUGUAUAAAUUUGAACCGUUUUUAUCGACGCUUCCGCCAAUUUAAAUGGGUUUUUAUGACAUUGGGGCUUGGGAACUCACUCCUUGCUCGAUCCGAGUCGUCCAUGCCCAAAUCAAGACAAAGCCGAUUUUCUGCCAUUCUCAACUUUUCCUGCUCAUCCGUAAUGUGUAAUUUCCCCCUGGACUCUGCCGGUGUUCAAAUUGAUGCUAGCCGACGCGGUAUUGUUCCCCUCUCAAUCGAAAAUGAUCCAUCUACCCUGUGCAUCAUCCUCCGCAUGGUCUUGCGUCGGUAUGUAGAGACUACUUUUGACUAGCCCGUUUUUUGGUUGACCCAGCCCUUGUCGUUAUUUCUCGCUCAUAUAUCUUUAUGUAUCAAUUACAUGAGAUCGUAUAUACUG
This is a messenger RNA of Dicrocoelium dendriticum, 1577 nucleotides long. NCBI's taxonomy places the organism in Eukaryota, Metazoa, Platyhelminthes, Trematoda, Plagiorchiida, Dicrocoeliidae. The record is from the annotation of a GenBank genome assembly.